Molecule: messenger RNA, 840 nt
Organism: Manihot esculenta (cassava)
Lineage: Eukaryota; Viridiplantae; Streptophyta; Magnoliopsida; Malpighiales; Euphorbiaceae
Product: immediate early response 3-interacting protein 1
Exons: 3
Coding region: 270-503 (77 amino acids)
Biological process (GO): endoplasmic reticulum to Golgi vesicle-mediated transport
Cellular component (GO): endoplasmic reticulum membrane; Golgi membrane; COPII-coated ER to Golgi transport vesicle
Source: RefSeq, a predicted model, not a curated record
GAGAGAGUCUCGGGGAUCCAAAAUCAAAUUCUGUCAGAUUGAUUUGGUUGUUUCGGUUCAAUCUGAAUUGUGAAAGCCGGGUCCAAAUUGUAUGGGUUGGCCCAAACCUGAAUUUAAGAAAGGGCCCAUCUACUUAGCUGGAAAGUGAAUCUGGCGGUUGCUUAAACAAAGACUUCAACUUUGACACUCAGAUUCCGGUUCUCGUUCGCCGCUACACUUGCUCCCGUUAACUCUUCUGCAAUUCUAGUAGCAGCAACUCUGCAGGGAACAUGGGUUUAUGGACAUUACUGGAGGGCUGUCUUCUUCUUACAAAUGCCCUAGCAAUAUUAAAUGAGGACCGGUUCCUUGCACCAAGAGGUUGGAGCUUCUCUGAGCUAUCGGGAGGUCGAACAAAGUCUUUCAAGGGGCAGAUUAUGGGGCUUAUUUAUGCAACCCAGUACAUGAGAGUUCCUCUUAUUAUACUGAAUGUCAUUUGCAUUGUUGUAAAGCUAGUGGCUGGAUGAUGCCACUAAGGCGGGAUUCAUUUAGUUGCUCCUGACUAAUAGGACUCAGCAAAAUGAAUAUUCUUUCGAGUGAUUUAUCUAGACUGCAGUUGCUCCUGACUAAUAGGAGUCAUUUAGUUGCUCCUGACUAAUAGGAGUCAGCAGGCAGAAGCACAGAAAAUUCACGAAAGACUGCAGUUGAAAAUCUCUGUUGUGUGAUUUAUCUAAUUUAAGGUUGUAUCCCCUAGCAUUAAAAGCAUGAUCAGUUUUGCAGAUGAGAAUAUCAUAUUUGGGAAAAAAUUUUAUAACAUGGUGUUUGUUUUCUAUAGAAGUUCUUGAAAUCGAGCUUAUAUACGAC